Messenger RNA from Notothenia coriiceps (black rockcod), 3282 nucleotides. RefSeq names its product SEC23 homolog B, coat complex II component (gene sec23b). The coding region runs from base 155 to 2446 and encodes 763 amino acids. Gene Ontology annotation, molecular function: zinc ion binding; GTPase activator activity. Lineage: Eukaryota; Metazoa; Chordata; Actinopteri; Perciformes; Nototheniidae. The record is from RefSeq and is a predicted model, not a curated record. Gene Ontology annotation, biological process: COPII-coated vesicle cargo loading; endoplasmic reticulum to Golgi vesicle-mediated transport; intracellular protein transport. Gene Ontology annotation, cellular component: COPII vesicle coat; endoplasmic reticulum exit site. The transcript is spliced from 20 exons.
GGAGCCGGCUGACAGGGAGUGAUCCCCUCACCAUCGUCUUUCUGUCAUUUACACCCGUCUGCUUUUAUCUCCAAAUGCUGUAAUUUUCACCAAAAAAACCUGUUUGCUUUGCUCGUGUCUAGACCUGAGGCCAACCUAACAUAAAAGCUCUGCGAUGGCGACCUACCAGGAGUUCAUCCAACAGAACGAGGACAGGGAUGGGGUGAGAUUCAGCUGGAACCUGUGGCCCUCCAGCCGCCUGGAGGCCACCAGGCUCGUGGUGCCCGUCUCCUGCCUCUUCACACCGCUAAAGGAGAGGCCCGAUUUACCGCCGGUCCAGUAUGAGCCGGUGCUGUGCAGCCGGGCCAACUGCAAGGCCGUGCUCAACCCCCUAUGCCAAGUUGACUUCAGAGCCAAAAUAUGGGCGUGCAACUUCUGCUUUCAAAGGAACCCAUUCCCUCCCUCUUAUGCAGGAAUAUCAGACGUGAACCAGCCGGCUGAACUCAUGCCACAGUUCUCUACCAUCGAGUACAUAGUGCAGGUAAAUAUUACACAUGACAUGCCGGGGGCCCUGCCUGCCAAUCAGACGGUGAAGCUGUCCUUACCGAGGGCCUCCAGCCUGAACGAGAACGUGGACCACAGCGCUCUGCUCAAACUGGGAGCUGUGGUCUCAGAGAGGGUCAACCGCUUCGACUCUAAACCCGGCGCAGAGGCGGGGGGGUUCUCCAAACUCCAGGAGACCAGAAGGAUCUUCGAGCAGCGGACUCUACAGGAGAUGCUUGGUCUAAAGCCCGCCGCAACAGGACAACAAGGGCGCCCACAGGCCGCUCAGGAUGCUGAAGCCACUUGCAAGUUCCUUCAGCCCGUGCACAGAGUCGACAUGAACCUGACUGACUUGCUCGGUGAGCUUCAGAGAGACCCCUGGCCCGUCCCUCAGGGCAAACGGCCCCUCCGCUCCACUGGGGUCGCACUGUCGGUCGCUGUGGGCCUGUUGGAGGGUACGUACCCCAACACCGGAGCUCGCGUGAUGCUGUUCAUCGGAGGGCCCCCCACCCAGGGCCCCGGCAUGGUGGUGGGAGACGAGCUGAAACUCCCCAUCCGCUCCUGGCACGACAUCCAGAAAGACAACGCUCGCCAUUUGAAGAAGGCAACCAAGUACUAUGAAGCCAUGGCCAACCGCACAGCAGUCAACGGCCACUGCAUCGAUAUCUACGCCUGCGCCCUGGACCAGUCGGGGCUGCUGGAGAUGAAGUGCUUAUCUAACCUCACCGGGGGGCACAUUGUGAUGGGCGACUCCUUCAACACCUCACUGUUCAAGCAGACCUUCCAGAGGGUCUUCAGCAAAGACUACAACGGAGACUUCCGCAUGGCCUUCGGAGGCGUCUUGGAGGUCAAGACGUCAAGGGAAGUGAAGGUUUGCGGCACCAUCGGACCGUGUGUUUCACUCAACGCCAAGGGUCCCAGCGUCUCAGAGAAUGAGAUGGGUACCGGGGGCACGAGCCAGUGGAAAAUAUGCGGACUCAACCCCUCCACCACUCUGGCCAUAUUCUUUGAAGUGGUGAAUCAGCACAAUGCCCCCGUUCCCCAGGGGGGCCGAGGGGUGAUCCAGUUUGUGACCCAGUACCAGCACUCCAGCACACAGAGGAGGAUACGGGUCUCCACCGUCGCCAGGAACUGGGCUGACGCGCAGACUCAAAUCCAGCACAUCGAGUCGUCAUUCGACCAGGAGGCGGCCGCGGUGAUCAUGGCCCGCCUGGGCGUGUUCCGGGCCGAGUCGGAGGAGGGGCCCGACGUGCUGCGCUGGCUCGACCGGCAGCUCAUCCGCCUGUGUCAGAAGUUCGGACAGUUCAACAAAGAUGAUCCGACCUCAUUCAAACUGUCAGAGUCUCUGUCCCUCUACCCACAGUUCAUGUUCCACCUGCGGCGGUCGCCCUUCCUGCAGGUGUUCAACAACAGCCCCGAUGAGUCCUCCUACUACAGACACCACUUUGUCAGGCAGGACCUGACCCAGUCCCUGAUCAUGGUGCAGCCCAUCCUCUACUCAUACUCCUUCCACGGACCGCCAGAGCCCGUCCUCCUGGACAGCAGCAGCAUCCUGCAAGACCGGAUCCUGCUCAUGGACACUUUCUUCCAGCUGGUUAUCUACCAUGGAGAGACCAUAGCCCAGUGGAGGAAGGCAGGUUACCAGGAGAUGGCGGAGUACGAGAACUUCAAGCAGCUGCUGCUGGCCCCCCUGGACGAUGCCCAGGAGAUCCUGCAGGCGCGCUUCCCAAUGCCGCGCUACGUCGACACGGAGCACGGCGGCUCGCAGGCCCGCUUCCUGCUCUCCAAGGUCAACCCAUCGCAGACCCACAACAACCUCUACGCCUGGGGACAGGAGACAGGAGCCCCGAUCCUCACCGAUGACGUCAGUUUGCAGGUCUUCAUGGACCACUUGAAAAAACUGGCAGUUUCCAGCUCAGCAUAGACGUCUCUAUUCCACCAUUUAAGGGAUCCAUCAACAUUUCCUCCGUUUCUGUAAAGUAGACAAACCCACAGUCUACUGUAUGUGCUUGCUUUUCCUUUCCGGAGUCACAUGUGACAUAUCCAUGCUACAAAACGAACAGAAAAAAAUAGCACAUUCCUUGAAAGACAAUUUUACUCAUUUUCAUUUCCAUGUUAUUUAUGAGAAACGGCUCCACACUGUCCUCAUGCAAGCAAUAUCACAUGCUCCAUUUCUCUUUUUAUAUUUGACAAGCAGAAUGAUUAGACUGAUAAUUAAUAUUUUUGUUUUCUCUUUGUUUUUUCGACCCAAACAAGUGUCUGCUGCACCCGGCUGACGGUGCUGUUGUAUGUGUUUUUGCUUUGUCUAUAGCUAAAGAUGAUAUGCCUAGAUUUUUCUUAAUAAUAAAUUAUAAUGGUACCUUCUGACGCUGGUUAAGAAAUGCUCACAUUGAUGGCUUGUUAAUCACUUGACAUACUGAUAGGAAAUCCUUCCCGGAUUGAUAGUGUUUUCCGAGAAAAUUCCUUCUGAAUAAUGAGGAUUAAUGUUCCGAGGAAUGGGAGUCAAUCACACCGACUCUGUUGUCAAUGACGAACAUCAUUUCCAUGUAUUUUUAACUUUAUGGGUGGCUCUAUAGUUCAUUCCUCUCAUCCCCGACUCGACACCAUCUGGCAUUUUGCGCCCAAUGAUUUCCCAAGUGUCUUUCUAAUCAAACUUUAAUACACCGUGAGACUGUAUAAAAAGGCAACAGUUGUUUGAUUUAGACCCUGUCUGGAUUUGAAAUGCUAUCCAUUAUAAAGCCCCGUCGACAGAAAAACGAA